Lolium rigidum is the source of this 2085-nucleotide messenger RNA. RefSeq names its product NADP-dependent malic enzyme-like. The record is from RefSeq and is a predicted model, not a curated record. Gene Ontology annotation, cellular component: chloroplast. Gene Ontology annotation, molecular function: malate dehydrogenase (decarboxylating) (NAD+) activity; malate dehydrogenase (decarboxylating) (NADP+) activity; NAD binding. Lineage: Eukaryota; Viridiplantae; Streptophyta; Magnoliopsida; Poales; Poaceae. The transcript is spliced from 17 exons. Bases 1 to 1917 code for a protein of 638 amino acids. Gene Ontology annotation, biological process: pyruvate metabolic process; malate metabolic process.
AUGCUCGGGCUACACCGCACAAGCUUGGCUCGCAUUGCAUCUGCUACCAGAGAGGCGUGGGCUCGUCGGUGCAACAGCAGCAGCAGGAGAAUAGGAUCAGCGAGAGCGGCGCAGCACGGUGCUAUGGCGGGAGGACGAUCAGGGGAGGAGGAGGAAGGACGGAACGGCGCCGUGCCGCCUUCCUCCGACGCCGCGAUGGCGGGCGUGGCCACUGGCGGCGUGGAGGACGCCUACGGCGAGGACCGCGCCACCCAGGACCAGCCCGUCACGCCGUGGGCCGUCUGCAUCGCCAGCGGCCACUCGCUGCUGAGGGAUCCGCGGCACAACAAGGGCAUGUCCUUCACGGAGGAGGAGCGGGACGCGCACUACCUGCGCGGCCUGCUGCCGCCGGCGGUGCUGCCCCAGGAGCUCCAGGAGAAGCGGCUGCUGCGGAACGUGCGGGAGCUGGAGUCCCCACUGCACCGCUACAUGUUCCUCAUGGACCUCCAGGAGCGGAACGAGCGGCUCUUCUACAAGCUCAUGGUCGACAACGUCGAGGAGCUGCUCCCCGUCGUCUACACGCCCACCGUCGGCGAGGCGUGCCAGAAGUACGGCUCCAUCUUCAGAAGGCCGCAGGGCCUGUACAUCAGUCUCAAAGACAAGGGAAGGAUACUGGAGGUGCUGAGGAACUGGCCGGAGAAGAGUAUUCAGGUCAUCGUUAUCACCGACGGCGAGCGCAUCUUAGGCCUCGGGGAUCUUGGCUGCCAGGGUAUGGGGAUUCCCGUGGGGAAGCUUGCUCUGUAUACUGCCCUUGGUGGCGUCAGGCCAUCUGGUGCAUUGCCUAUAACCAUCGAUGUGGGGACGAACAACGAGGAGCUGCUGAAUGAUGAGUUCUACAUUGGAUUACGGCGAAGAAGGGCCACUGGCCAGGAAUACACUGAGCUUCUAGAUGAGUUCAUGGCUGCCGUUAAGCAGAACUAUGGGUCCAAGACUCUUGUCCAGUUUGAAGACUUUGCAAACCACAAUGCAUUUACCCUUCUUGAGAAGUACAAGGGAACACAUCUCGUCUUCAAUGAUGAUAUUCAGGGCACGGCUGCGGUGGUCCUUGCGGGCCUUAUUGCUGGUCUGAAGUUUGUUGGCGGAACUUUAGCUGAUCACAAGUUCUUGUUCUUCGGCGCUGGAGAGGCUGGUACAGGCAUUGCUGAACUAGUGGCUUUGGAGAUAUCGAAGCAGUCCCACCUUUCACCCGAAGAGGCUCGCAAAAAUAUUUGGCUUGUUGAUUCAAAGGGGCUGAUCGUCAGUUCGCGUAAAGAGUCUAUACAGCCUUUUAAGAAGCUAUAUGCACAUGAGCAUGAACCAGUCAAAGAUCUAUUAAGUGCCAUCAAGGAUAUCAAACCAACUGCACUCAUAGGAUCAGCUGGUGUGGGUCAAAGUUUCACCAAAGAGGUGAUUGAGGCUAUGUCUUCGAUUAACAAGAGACCAAUCAUCCUUGCUCUAUCAAACCCAACAUCGAAAUCUGAAUGUACUGCUGAGCAGGCAUAUUCAUGGAGUGAGGGCCGUGCAAUAUUUGGGAGUGGAAGCCCAUUUGAUCCAGUCAAAUACAAUGACAAACUUUUUGUACCUGCACAGGCGAACAAUGCCUACAUCUUCCCAGGGUUCGGUUUAGGUGUAGUGAUCUCAGGGGCAAUACGGGUGAAAGAUGAUAUGGUCCUUGCUGCAGCUGAAGGCCUAGCUGAACAGGUCACCUCAGAGCAUUUCGACAAAGGUCUGAUCUAUCCGCCCUUCUCCAGCAUCAGGAAGAUCUCAGCUAACAUCGCAGCUCGUGUCGCUGCGAAAGCCUAUGACCUUGGAUUGGCUAGCCAUCUCCCUCGUCCAAGAGACUUGGUGAAGUAUGCGGAGAGCUGCAUGUACAGCCCCAUCUACCGUUCUUACAGAUGAAUCCAGGGUACACUCCCUAGGCCAAGAAUAAUGUACAGUUGGACCUGAUUAUGAUUUACUGUGUCUCCGCCAUUGGACACAUGUGCUUUGUUCAUGUUUUUGGAGCUAUUGUGUACAGGAUUUGCUACAGCGAGCUAAUAUCCCGUGUUUGGAAGAGAAUAAUGUAUA